Molecule: messenger RNA, 3054 nt
Organism: Dipodomys spectabilis (banner-tailed kangaroo rat)
Lineage: Eukaryota; Metazoa; Chordata; Mammalia; Rodentia; Heteromyidae
Gene: Ap5b1
Product: adaptor related protein complex 5 subunit beta 1
Exons: 2
Coding region: 7-2625 (872 amino acids)
Biological process (GO): endosomal transport
Cellular component (GO): AP-type membrane coat adaptor complex; lysosomal membrane
Source: RefSeq, a predicted model, not a curated record
CCCGCCAUGGGGCCCCAGAGCCGGGACGCCUGGGCCCAGCGCCUGGGGGCCUUCCGAGCCAGCCCUGCCGCCUUCCUGGCCGGGGCCGAGGGCGAGCACCUGGGUCGUGACCUGCUGAGUGACCUGAGGAGCGAGAAGCUGAGCGAGCCGACUAAGGUUUCCCUGCUGGCCCUGAGCUUGGAGUACCCAGCCCAGCUGUGGCCUGACGCCCCUGCGGCAGAGGCGGCCGCCACCUCCCUGUUGGACACCCUCGUUCUCCUGCCCCCGCGACCCUCAGCCCUCCGACGGCCCCUGUUGCUGGCCACUACCACCGUCCUGGUGGCAGGCGGCGCCCUGGGCCCCAGCUCGGGAGCUUCCGGCCGGCUCCUGCCGCUCCUGCUCGGCCUGGCCUCCGGCCGGGAUGUAGGGCGAAGCUUUGGCCCCGCCUCGGAACAGCGCCCCCUGCAGGCCACGGCGUGCGAGUGCCUUCGCGAGCUGGAGAGCUGCCAGCCUGGGCUGCUGGGGGGCAGCCUUGGGCCACUGCGGAGCCUGCUGGGGCAAGGGGGUCCUGUGCAGCCCCUCAGCCUGCUGCUGGCGCUGGCGCUGCGCCACACGCUGCUGGUCCGCGGCAGGUCUGGGGCUGGACUGCACAGCCUGCUGCUGGCAGGGGUCUCCUGCAGGGGCAGCGCCUGGGACUGGACACUGGCCAAAGGAGAUGCCCGCCUUCAGCCCCAGGCACCCUGCUGGCCGACAGCUGAAGGGGAGCAGGGCCCUGCAGAGGGAGAACCCAGCUCCGAAGACACCCAGGAGCUGAGGGCCACUGUGGCCCAGCUGCUGGACGCUUCCUACCUGCUCACUCCUGUGGCCCAGGCCCAGCUUCUGUGGCUUCUGGGCUGGGCCCUGCGAGGUCUGCGGACUCAGCCACCAGUGCUCUUCAAGCCACAACUGGUUCGCCUGCUGGGAACAGCGCAGCUGGCCCUGCUGCACUCUAUUCUGGCUCUCAAGGCAGCUUUUGGUGAGGCGCUGUUCACUGCCCAGGAUGAGGCCCUGCUGCUCCGCCGGCUCACCCUGGCAGCCCAGCACCCAUCCCUACCCCAACCCACACAUCUCUUCUACCUGCACUGUAUCCUGACCUUCCCUGAGAACUGGCCGCUGGGCCCGGAGGGGGAGGAGGCUGCCCCGCUGCUGCUGGGACCCCAGCUGUGCCGCAGCCUCAUGCCCAGCCUCCUGCAUGAGCCGAUGGCCCUCCUGGCCCGCCUGCAUUUGCUGUGCCUAUGCUGUGCCGAAGACGAGGACGAGGAGAAAGGCCUAGUCCAGAGCCCACAGCGGUACCUGGAGGAGCUGCUGGCUGGCUUGCGGCAGAGGGCAGCUCUGGAGGGUGGACCCCGCGCACUGGCCAUUCUCUGUUUCCAGGCCUCCUACCUGGUUGCCAGCUGCCUGGCCAAGCAACCUGCAGUGGUAACACCCUUGAUCCAUGGACUGGCUCAACUUUACCAAGCUCGGCCUGUGCUUGCGCCCCACUUUGUGGACUUGUUGGAUCAGUUGGGGCCUGAACUCAGGGAGCCCCUCAGACAGGUGCUGAGGCAGGAAGUGGUGUCCAGGCCAGUCCGGGAUGAAGCUCUUCGCUGGCAUCUGCACAUGCUGGCGAAGGUGGCAGGAGGGGAUGCUCAGAACGCCACCCUCAGCUUCCUGCAGGCUGCAGCCACUCACUGCACUGACUGGGGCCUGCAGCAGGCUCUGCUGGGGGUCUGCCGGGUCUUGCUGCAGACAAGUGGAGGUGCUGGCCUGGCGGAUUUGCUGCAGGUGUUGGCCAGACAGCUAGAGGACCCUGAUGGGCGGGAUCAUGCCCGUCUGUACUACAUCCUUUUAGCCCACCUGGCAGAGCCCAAGUUGGGAAUGGCACUGGGCCCCUCCCUUGCUGUGCCUGCACUGGCCUCAUCCCUGGUGGCUGAGAACCAGGGCUUUACAGCAACACUGAUGGUACAGGAGACCCCGGCCCCAAUUCAGCUGAGCCUCGGGCCCCAGAGGGCAAAAGGCCCAUUCCCAGUGCUCCAGCUCCAGGUGGAGACGCUGGAGCCUGUCUAUUCCCUGGAGCUGCGCUUCCAUGUGGAAGGACAGCUCUAUGGUCCCUUGGAGGCCAUCCACGUGCCCUGCCUGUGUCCUGGCCGCCCCGCCCACCCUCUGUCCCUGUCCCUGCAGCCUCGAUGCCCAGUCCCUGCACAGCUGGAUGUCCAGGCCCUGUACACUACACCUGCUGGCCUCACCUGCCACGCCUGCCUGCCACCCCUGGCAGUGAGCUUCGCUGACCUCUUUCUUCCUUUCCCCCAGGCCCCCAAGGGGGCUGAAUCGAACUUCUUUGAGGAGCUCUGGGACUCUUGCCUACCAAAGGGUGCAGAAAGCCGUGUGUGGUGCCCACUUGGGCCACAGAGCCUGGAGACUUUGGUGGCCCGCCACCUAGGGCCCUUUGUAGUGGUGGCACAGCCUCCCACCAGCUACCACAUAGCUGUCCGGCUGCCUCCGGACUCCAUGCUGCUGCUGCGGCUGGAGAUGGCCCGCAGGGAUGGAGUGCCCGUGGCUCUGCGGACAGAUGACUGGGCUGUGCUGCCACUGGCUGGUGACUACCUCCGUGGGCUUUCAGCCUGCUGAGUGAGCCCCAGGAGCUCAUGUGGAGCAGGACUAUGGUCUUUGUAGGGACUGACCUUAGAUGGGCUACAAAGAGGCCAUGCGUCUGGAGCUCUUGUUCCAUAAAAACCUGUAACUGCCAGUAACCCUUAUUGGGCUUGUUUACUCUUGAACCCUGGAUAGGAACAGGCUCACUAGGGUGGGAUCAUAGGCCCCAAGAAAGUUCCAGACUAACGCUGGGCAUUGGUUGCUCAUGAGUAUAAUCCUUGCUACUCAGGAGGCUGAGAUCUGAGGAUUUUCAAAGCCAGCCCAGGCAGAAAGUCUAUGGGACUCUUCUUUCUAGUUUACUAGCAAAAAAAAAAAAAAAGAUAGACAAUGGAACUAGCCGUGGAAUAGCAUCUAGGCCGAGCUGAAGUUCCAGAACUGGCACACACAGAAAGAAGUUGUAGAUGA